AUGCACAUCCCGCACUUCCCAGAGAUGGCGCUCUUCCAAACAGACAUCGAGAUCCCAGGAAACCAAAACCAGCAGGGGAAAGUGAUCGUCACAUACAACCCACCCUCACUGACAGACACAAACCCAAACACAGCGAUCGGAGUCGAAGGUGCGGGCGACAUUCCACCGCUCCAGAAACCCAAGCGCCUCGAGAUCCCUCUGCAGCCAGACACAAAGCAUCUGAAGCGAUUCACGGUCACAAUGCACCAGAGCCCGACAAAAGGCUACGACAUGGGCGCCGCAUACAAUGACUGGUUCAGUGCGUGCUUCGGAUACCGCGUCGUCCUCGCAUACCUGGGGACUAACACGCGCAGCGUCCUCGGCACGCUGGCCCCAUCCAAGCGCAACAAUGAAUCGUGGUGGAGCAUCUGGCAGCAAGAACUGACUCUCCCGGGCAAGAGCAACAAGCUGCUCGACCGGUGGCUCGUGCCGCUGUCUCUGGCCUACCUGGUCCUCAAUGCGGUCAGCUGGUGCCACGCCCAGAUACAGGCCGGCACAUCAGCCGUACAAGCGAUUGCGCUGACGGGUGCGGUUCUCGCGGCGCUGUGGAGUGCGGUGAACUUGUUCGUGACACGCCGGCACGAAGCGCGGAUCGGGUUCGCGGAUUGCGCGCCGUUCCUGGUUAUCUCGCAGACGUCUGUGGAGAAUGUGUCGGCGCGGCUGACUGGGGGUGAAGAGAUGGAUGGGACGAAGUUUCGACCCAAUAUAGUGGUUUCGGGUGUGGAGAGCGCGUUUGAGGAGGACUUUUGGGCGGAGUUAGGGGUGGGAACGGGGGGAAACGUGCGGCUUUUGUUGACGGGGAAUUGUGUGCGGUGUCAGAGCUUGAAUGUGGAUUUUCAAACGGGGAAGAUGGGGGUUGGUGAGAGUGGGACUGUGUUGAAGAAGUUGAUGAAGGACCGGAGGGUGGAUAAGGGCGCUAGGUUUAGUCCUGUGUUUGGACGGUAUUCGUUUCUUGGACGGGGUUCGGUGGGCCAGAGGAUGAGGGUUGGUGACGAGGUGCAGGUUUUGAGGAGGGCGAGCGAGUAUACGGUUACCGGUGAGGUUGAUCUGAGAUCUCUUCUUGUGCUGGGGUUGAGUUGA
This is a messenger RNA of Penicillium canariense, 1119 nucleotides long. RefSeq names its product MOSC domain protein. The transcript has a single exon. Gene Ontology annotation, molecular function: pyridoxal phosphate binding; molybdenum ion binding; catalytic activity. Lineage: Eukaryota; Fungi; Ascomycota; Eurotiomycetes; Eurotiales; Aspergillaceae. The record is from RefSeq and is a predicted model, not a curated record. Bases 1 to 1119 code for a protein of 372 amino acids.